This is a messenger RNA of Prunus persica (peach), 1398 nucleotides long. Its product is annotated as UDP-glycosyltransferase 708C1. The record is from RefSeq and is a predicted model, not a curated record. Bases 1 to 1398 code for a protein of 465 amino acids. Gene Ontology annotation, molecular function: UDP-glycosyltransferase activity. The transcript has a single exon. Lineage: Eukaryota; Viridiplantae; Streptophyta; Magnoliopsida; Rosales; Rosaceae.
AUGUCAAAAACCACAGCUUCUCCUCCUCACAUAGCUCUGUUGCCAAGUGCUGGGAUGGGUCAUUUGACCCCCUUCCUCCGCCUUGCUUCCAUGCUCUCCUCCAGAAGUUGUACCGUCACCUUGAUCACUGCCUCCCCUUCUGUUUCUGCUGCAGAGUCUUCUCACGUUUCUUUCUUUUUAUCUCAGCAUCCACUGGUCAAGCACAUUGAGUUCAAAGUCAUUCCCUCCAAGCCCUACUCCAAUCCCACCACUGACGACCCUUUCUUCCUCCAGUUUGAAGCCACCAACCGCUCUGUCCAUCUUCUUUACCCUUCCCUUGCUUCUGCGUCUCCACCUCUCUCAGCCAUCUUUUCUGACUUUGCAGUGGCUUCCAGUUUUGCUCCUGUUGCUGCUGAUCUUGGUAUCCCCAAUUACAUCAUCUCCACCACCUCUUGUAAGUUUUUCUGUCUCAUGGCCUACCUUCCAGUCCUUCUAUCCGACCCUUCGAGUUUUAGCAGCGGCCUCAGUGAAGUCAACAUCCCAGGCAUCACCCCAUUUCCCCUACCAAGCAUUCCUCCUCAAUUUAAGAACCCAAAUCAUCUUUUCACAUCACUAAUUGCUACAAGUGCUCAAGCUCUCUCUAAGGCCAAAGGGAUUCUAAUGAACACUUUCGAUGAUUUUGAACCGGAAACUCUAGCUGCUGUCAACAGCAGCAGAGUUUUAGACAAUCUCCCACCAAUCCUCCCUAUUGGACCAUUGGAAACUUUUGAGCCCAAGAAAGAGCAGGACCAGUCCUAUCUGCCAUGGCUAGACAGCCAACCAGCAGAGUCUGUAGUUUAUGUGAGCUUUGGAAGCAGAACAGCCCUGUCCAGUGCUCAGAUAAGAGAGCUGUCGAAAGGGUUGGAGAGAAGUGGAUAUAGAUUUUUGUGGGUACUUAAAACAAGCAAAGUUGAUAAAGAUGAUAAAGAAGAGUUGAAAGAUCUUCUGGAGGAGUCAUUUUUGGACAGAACAAAGAACAAGGGAAGAGUAGUGAAGGGGUGGGUGAGCCAGCAAGACAUUCUUGAACACCCUGCCACUGGCGGAUUUAUCAGUCACUGCGGGUGGAAUUCAGUCAUGGAAGCAGCCCGGAAGGGCAUACCGAUGCUGGCAUGGCCGCAACACGGGGAUCAAAGUGUGAAUGCAGAGGUUGUGGAGAAGGCAGGGCUGGGAAUAUGGGAGAGGAAAUGGGAUUGGGGUCUUGAAGGGUUGGUGAGUGGUGAGGAGAUAGGGAAAAAGAUUGUGGAGCUAAUGGAAGAUGAGAAGCUGAGGGGUUUGGCCAGGAAGGUAGGGGAAAAUGCUGGGAAGGCUACUGGUAUUGGUGGGAAAUCUGAGAAGGUGCUCACUGAAGUCCUGGAAUAUCUUGAGCAGAAGAAGAACUGA